UGGAGGGUGGAAGAUGGUGUCGAAUGGUCCGUGGCGGCUGGAGGUUCACGAUCAUGGCCCCGAGUGGCGGGAGCAGGAGGAGGGACCUUUCCUUCUCACUUUCCAGCGGUUGUUUUUCGCCAUGUGCCGGCUGGACAGCUUCCCCAUGGCGGAGCUUGAAGACAGAUUGAGGAACAACAGAAAUUCUACUUUAUUGCAUCAGAUUUUGCAACAGACAGUUCUUCAUCCUCUUUGCAAAAAAUAUCCUCCAUCGGUGAAGUACAGGAGGUUUUUUCUAUCUGAGCUGAUUAAAAAGCAUGAAACAACAGGUGCUGAGCUGCUAGAUGAUUUGUAUAAUGCACUGGGUGAAGUGCUGAGAUCGGAAGAUUCACCGAUGUGUUACAAGAACUAUUUUCUGUUGUCAGGAGAGAACAUUACACUGGCUGAAAAUGUGGCAAUAAUCUCUGAAGGAACCACUGGUCUGGUCACAUGGGAAGCUGCACUGUACUUUGCAGAAUGGGCGAUGGAAAACCCUGAGGUGUUUAAUUGCAGGACCAUUUUGGAGUUGGGUAGUGGAAUUGGUCUCGCUGGAAUUGCCAUUUGCAAGACUUGCAACCUGAAACGGUACACAUUCAGUGACUGUCAUCCUAAUGUACUUAAGCAACUCAGGAAGAAUAUUAUUAGAAACAAUCUGCAAAUAGAUUCUGACAUCUGGAACCCAAAAAAAUGUGGAGUAGAGGUCAAGAGUAACAAUGGAUCUGAAGAAAUCCGCAGACCAAAAGUUUCUGUUGUUCACUUGGACUGGGGAGAAAUUGCACAAGAACAGAUUUCAGAGCUUCAAUCAGAUAUUAUUAUUGCAACAGAUAUAAUUUAUGAUCCUGAGGUUGUCCUCUGCUUAGUUUCUCUACUGGAGAAACUUCUUGUUGCUACACCUGAUGGAAAGAUGAAAACAAAUUCUGUUGUCUAUUUGGCAUCCACCAUACGUAAUCCAGAGACUUAUCACCAAUGCAAAAUGGAACUUGAUAAAAUUGGAAUUGAAUAUCACACAAUGAAAGGACCUGCCACAGAGGUGUUUCCAUACAACAGGUGCACAAAAAUAGAGUUGCUUAAAUUAUAUUAUGGAACUUAAUGUCCAAAAUGCUGGAACACAAAAUUAAA
This is a messenger RNA of Pristis pectinata (smalltooth sawfish), 1137 nucleotides long. It is a transcript of the gene eef2kmt, whose product is annotated as eukaryotic elongation factor 2 lysine methyltransferase. The transcript has 8 exons. Bases 14 to 1108 code for a protein of 364 amino acids. The record is from RefSeq and is a predicted model, not a curated record. Lineage: Eukaryota; Metazoa; Chordata; Chondrichthyes; Rhinopristiformes; Pristidae.